This is a messenger RNA of Trichoplusia ni (cabbage looper), 1271 nucleotides long. RefSeq lists its product as uncharacterized. The record is from RefSeq and is a predicted model, not a curated record. The transcript has 6 exons. NCBI's taxonomy places the organism in Eukaryota, Metazoa, Arthropoda, Insecta, Lepidoptera, Noctuidae. Gene Ontology annotation, biological process: carbohydrate metabolic process. Gene Ontology annotation, molecular function: hydrolase activity, acting on carbon-nitrogen (but not peptide) bonds. Bases 31 to 1203 code for a protein of 390 amino acids.
GAUUAACUGAUUUGUAAAGGAGUCGCCAAAAUGAAGUGGUCGGUGGUUUUGUUGUUUGUGGGUGCAGCUGUAGCAGUGGCUGAAGAAGUAGUCCUAGCUAAAGACUGUGAUGUGGAACUGUGCAAGCUUCCUGACUGCAGAUGUUCAAGUACCAAUAUUCCUGGUGAUCUAUUGCCAAGAGAUACGCCACAGUUCGUCACAGUAACCUUUGACGAUGGCGUGAACAACUUGAACAUCAUGACCUACCGCGAAGUUCUCUACAAUCGUAAGAACUCUAACGGUUGCCCCGCCGGUGCCACCUUCUACGUAAGCCACGAGUACACUAACUAUCAGUUCGUCAAUGAGCUCUACAAUCAGGGUUAUGAGAUUGCCCUCCACUCCAUCAGCCAUCAGACACCACAGACCUACUGGGCCACCGCCAGUUAUAAUAGCUUGAAGGAGGAGUUUGCUGACCAAAGAGUACUAACAUCUCACUUUGCUAACAUUCCUAUGGAUGCCAUCAAGGGUGUCCGCCUCCCAUUCCUGCAAAUGUCUGGCGACACCAGCUUCCAAGUUAUGUCUGACUUCGGCCUGGUUUACGACUGUUCCUGGAUCACCAACAACUACUCUGACCCUGCUCUUUGGCCAUACACCCUAGAGUACAAAUCAACCCAGGACUGCGUAGUGCCUCCAUGCCCAACUGCCUCCAUCCCUAAGACUUGGGUAAUGCCCAUGGUCUCAUGGACUGACUUGAACCACACCAAGUGCGCAAUGGCCGAUACUUGCUACUACACUCCUGAACUCGAUGAUGAAGCCGGCUGGUUCCAGUUCAUCCUCUCAAACUUCGAACGUCACUACUUCAGCAACCGAGCUCCUUUCGGCUUCUACAUCCACGAGUGGUACCUCUCCACCAACCCAGCUGUCAAGGCUGCCAUGAUAAGGUUCUUGGAUGUCAUCAACAACUUGAGUGAUGUUUUCAUGGUAAACUCCGCCGAAGUCAUCGAUUGGGUAAAGGACCCAGUUCCCGUUGACCAGUACAGAGAAAAGACCUGCAAAUCAUGGAUCUCAUCUGUCUGUCCUCCUAGCAGCUGCGGAAAUGUACCCGCUACGCACAACCAAAACACCUACUGGAUGCAGAUUUGCAACGUGUGCCCGAAGGUAUACCCUUGGCUAGGCAAUCCUCUUGGACUGGAGCCUGUAACUGAAGCACCUGAAGCUUUAUAAUUAAUUAAUUAUUUAUUUAACUUAUUAUAGAGUACAAAUACUUUUUUUAUUGCAAUAAAAACAAUCAC